AGUAAGAUGGCGACACGCGGCGCUUUGCCGCGAACGGGAAGAAUGCGGCGAUUCUCACGCCAAUACGAUAACAAUAAAAUACACAUUGAUCUUUGUUCUUAUCGCUUACGUGUGCAAGAAUGCGUUAAAUGCCUCGGAAAUAUUUAACAUUUAUAUUCUUCCCUAUAUUUUUCGGUUACGUCUCACGGAACCGCUGUGACGCACAUACAACCUGGUGAUACAUGUGUAUAUAUGUGCGUGGUAAAUAAACGAGCUCUCGCCGACCUCUCGCCGUCGUCGUCGUGAUCACGCCAACCCAAAACAUUGACGGUGGACGAUAGUGUAAUCUCGAUAUUGCGAUCACUGACAUCGGAUUCAGCUGAGGAUCGAGAGGAUGAUAAGAUAUGUGCCGCGGACAUCGUGCCGCGGCGGCGGUUGGUCGCGCGAGACGACGAUUAAUCUGCAUCAUCGGUUAACCGCGCGUCUCAUCCUCUUGCCGCCGCGAGACUAAAAAAAAGAAAAAGAGAGAGAGAGAGAGAGAGAAAAAAAGAGUGUUGAGAAAGCGACCAUCGAUAAGGGUGGAUUGUGGGUGCCACGAAAAAAAAAAAACAAAAACAAAAACGGACAACGCGAAAGCGCGCCGCCGCCUCGACACCGCCAUGAGGCUGGAGGAGAUGCCGUUGCGGCUGAGCUCCGACGAGCGGGACUUUGAAAUGGACGACGACGAGACGGAUUACUUGCUUCAGCCGUCCGAGGACAGCAUCAGGCAACUGACGUCGAGGCGACGGCGCAUCAAGGAUUGCUCCAAGUACCUGGGAAACUGCCUCUGCGGAUGUUGUACUUGGAUGUGGAGGAGAUGUUGUAGAGAACGGGAAUUAAGAGCCAGGGUUAUCCAUAUUGGGCAACCUAUGCACGAAAAGUUUCCCACCAAUGUAAUAAGAAAUCAAAAAUACAAUGUUGUUACUUUUUUGCCUUUGGUUCUUUUUCAGCAAUUUAAAUUCUUUUUGAAUUUAUAUUUUCUGCUUAUGGCUAUAUCUCAAUUCAUACCAGAUAUAAGAAUAGGAUAUUUGUAUACAUAUUGGGGACCAUUGUGCUUUGUUUUAACUGUAACAAUUUUUCGCGAAGCUGUCGAUGAUUUUAGAAGAUAUAAAAGAGACAAAGAAGUUAAUGCACAAAAGUAUUAUAGAUUAGUAAAAGGUUUUGAUACGCCAGAAUUAGUACCAAGUUCCAAAUUACGAGUAGGUGACUUGGUAAUAGUAGAGAAGGGCCAGAGAGUACCAGCUGAUUUGGUAUUAUUACGCACAACAGAAAAAUCUGGCGCAUGUUUUGUACGAACUGAUCAAUUGGAUGGAGAGACGGAUUGGAAAUUGAGAUUAGCAGUACCUGCAACGCAAAAACUAGAAAACAAUUCUCAAUUGUUUGAUAUUAAAGCCAGUUUAUAUGUUGAAAAACCUCAAAAAGAUAUACAUAGCUUUAUUGGCACUUUUUCAAGAUACGAUGGAUAUAGCAGUGAAGAAAGCUUGGGUGUGGACAACACAUUAUGGGCUAAUACAGCUGUGGCAUCAGGCUCUGCUCUUGGUAUUGUUGUUUACACUGGUCAGGAAACGCGAUCUCUGAUGAAUCAUUCAGAAAUCAGAUCAAAAGUUGGUUUGCUGGAUCAAGAAAUCAAUCAGUUGACAAAGGUACUAUUUUGCGCAGUAAUAGGACUUGCACUUGUAAUGAUGUGUUUGAAGGGAUUCAACGGACCAUGGUACCGUUAUAUGUUUCGUUUUGUUCUGCUAUUUUCUUACAUUAUACCAAUCAGCUUAAGAGUAAAUCUGGACAUGGGCAAGGCGUUUUAUGCUUGGUGUAUACAAAGAGAUAAGGAUAUUGCUGGUACAGUGGUGAGAACAACCACUAUUCCUGAAGAACUGGGACGCAUAUCGUAUUUGCUAAGUGAUAAGACCGGAACGUUGACACAGAAUAAAAUGGUGUUCAAGAAGUUGCAUUUGGGUACUAUAUCUUACAGUCAAGAAACAUUUGAUGAAGUGACAUCGGUAUUGAAGACUUAUUAUCCGACCGAUACGGAGAAUUCCCCGGUGAAGCCAACACUAUCCUUGCAUAGUGGAAAAGUGCGAAGAUCCGAGAAUACUCGAAUCUACGAUGCCGUGCACGCUCUAGCACUAUGCCACAACGUAACUCCGGUAUAUGACGAGAUAAGCAAAUCUUUGAAUCUGGAUUCAGUGAGCGUGCAUACAGUGGAAACUGGAGAUACAGGUUCCAUUCAAAGUCAAACAGAGGCCGAUCAACAUUACUAUCCGCCUGAACAGAAACGUAAUUACCAAGCUUCCAGUCCAGACGAAGUGGCUCUGGUGAAAUGGACAGAAGAAAUAGGAUUGGCUCUGAUCAAACGAGACCUAAAUUCGAUGCAGUUAAAGUCUUUGAAUGAUCAAAUAUUGAAUUACACCAUAUUGCAAAUAUUCCCUUUUACGUCGGAAACUAAGCGUAUGGGAAUAAUUGUAAAGGAAGAAUCCAGUUCCGAGAUCGUAUUUUACUUGAAGGGUGCUGAUGUCGUAAUGUCCGGUAUUGUACAAUAUAACGAUUGGCUGGAAGAAGUAUGCGAAAACAUGGCACGUGAGGGUCUCAGAACAUUGGUUGUGGCCAAAAAAAAUUUGACCGAAGAUCAGUAUCUUGAUUUUGAAGCAAGAUAUAAUGCGGCGAGAAUGAGUGUCAGCGAUCGUGUAUCGAGGGUUGUCGCGGUUGUAGAGAGUCUUGAAAGAGAAAUGGAACUGUUGUGCGUAACUGGCGUUGAGGACAGAUUGCAAGACAGAGUGAGGCCUACAUUGGAACUUUUGAGAAACGCUGGAAUCAAAAUAUGGAUGUUGACCGGCGACAAGUUAGAAACUGCAACAUGUAUAGCAAAAUCAUCGUGUUUAGUUUCGCGCACUCAAGGAUUGCAUGUUUUCAAAUCUGUCGUGACACGUACUGAUGCCCAUUUGGAAUUGAAUACAUUUCGCAAGAAGCAAGAUUGUGCCUUAGUUAUCAGCGGUGAUUCCCUGGAGGUGUGCUUGCAAUAUUAUGAGCAGGAAUUUCUUGAACUUGCUUGUGGUUCACCCGCUGUCGUUUGCUGCCGGUGUUCUCCUACGCAGAAAGCCGAAGUUGUCAGUCUUAUACAAAGACACACUGGUAAGAGAACAGCGGCUGUUGGUGAUGGUGGUAAUGAUGUCUCCAUGAUACAAGCUGCAGAUGCUGGAAUUGGUCUUGAAGGUCUUGAGGGAAGACAAGCAUCACUAGCUGCAGAUUUUUCAAUUUCUCAGUUUAAUCACCUUGCUAAUUUAUUACUAGUCCAUGGUAGAAGAAGUUACAAACGAUCGGCUGCAUUAAGUCAAUUUGUCAUACACCGUGGUCUGAUAAUUUCAACUAUGCAGGCUGUAUUCUCUGCAGUUUUUUAUUUAUCUUCAGUUGCCUUAUAUCAAGGUUUUCUUAUGGUAGGAUAUGCUACAAUAUAUACAAUGUUUCCCGUCUUUUCAUUGGUAUUAGACAAGGAUGUAUCAGGAAAAAUGGCGCUUACCUAUCCAGAACUUUAUAAAGAGCUUAGUAAAGGCCGUUCAUUAUCAUAUAAAACAUUUUUUAUGUGGGUUUUGAUAAGUAUAUAUCAAGGAGGAGUAAUUAUGUAUGGUGCACUUAUAAUGUUCGAGGACGAAUUUAUUCAUAUAGUAGCCAUCAGUUUUUCAGCAUUAGUUUUGACAGAGUUAAUAAUGGUUGCUUUGACCAUUAGAACCUGGCAUCAUAUAAUGAUACUCGCAGAAAUCUUCUCUCUAGCACUUUAUUUAUUGUCUUUAGUCGUUCUCAAAGAUUAUUUUGAUGCUGAAUUUAUUAAGACAACAGACUUCUUAUGGAAAGUAUUGGUGAUAACAUUAGUUUCUUGCAUGCCGCUGUACAUCUUGAAGUUUUUGAGAAAGAAGUUUUCGCCUCCUAGUUACACUAAAUUAUCCUAAAGUUUAUGCGAAAAUUGAUCAAUUGAUGCAUAAAUGACAAGAAAGGAUAAAAUCAACUUUUAAUAACAGAGAUAUUAAUAGAACAGACAUAUUAAUAACGGAGAGGACAUAUACAAAUUUUUUUUGUUAUAAUAUUCCUAAUCCAAUCCAAUUAAUAAUAUCGCUUAAAUUAAUUUUUAAUAAAAUAAAAAAAAUCAUAUGUGAACACAUUUUUAUAUCAACCAACUAUUUUUGUAAUAACCGAACGAUUUUUGUAACAUUGGUCCCAAUGAAGAUGCUUGUACUGCAAGAUAAGAUCAAAAUUUUAUUUUAUAUUUCACUGACUUAACAAAAAAAGGAUUGGAUUAAAAAAAAAAGUUGUUAUAAAUGGAACUGACAACUUCAUAAUGUUACAUAUAAUGUUAAUUUUUCCUGCGAGCUUAUUUACUACGUAUCUUGGCUUUAAGUUUAUUAUAUCACUUCUUUUAUAUUAAUUUUUUCUUUACAUUUCUUUUUUGUUCAUAUUAUUUAUAUUUUUGAAUUGCCAAAUUUUCAUCUUCCAUUUCAGUGUAUUUAUAUAUACAUACACAUAAUACGGCACUUAUAUACUUGAUCUUUAUCGCUUAUUCUUAAAAUACAAAUUUAAUAUUUUCCAAUUGAACACAAUAGUAUGUUUCAUGUAGUCAAAUUUGGAAAUAUAGAUCAAGCAGUCUUGAUCUGUAUAAUGAGAAACAAAUGCAUUUUACUUGAAAAAAUUAUUAGAGAGUUAAUGUAAUUAAAUAAUAGAACUUUAGUAUCCGAAACAAAACUGUGAUUUUUGCAAACAAGUCUAAACAGCAUUUUUUGCACUAACAUUGUUAUAUAAGAAAGCUUCUGAGAUUUUAUUUUUCAUCUUACUCUUAUUCUUAAAAUUUCACUUUAUUUCUUCCUUUCUAUGAGAAGCAUAUAUCUUUUGUUAUUUAUAUUCUCAAUCAUGUAUGACGCGCAUAAAUAAUACUAGAUUACGUAAUAUGUUUUAUAUUCAUGUAUAUACUGCAAGCAUGUAGAACAUACCUGUAAUCGUUGUUAUCACUAAUGUGGAUGAAGUAUACCACAAAUAAUAUAAUAGCUGUUUUUAGAAGAUUAUUUACUAUGUAUAAUACGUUUACGAUUAAUUUAUUUGCAAAUAAAAUAAUAUAUUCCUUAA
Molecule: messenger RNA, 5121 nt
Organism: Cataglyphis hispanica
Lineage: Eukaryota; Metazoa; Arthropoda; Insecta; Hymenoptera; Formicidae
Product: probable phospholipid-transporting ATPase IIB
Exons: 12
Coding region: 639-3956 (1105 amino acids)
Biological process (GO): endocytosis; phospholipid translocation; retrograde vesicle-mediated transport, Golgi to endoplasmic reticulum
Cellular component (GO): plasma membrane; endosome; trans-Golgi network
Molecular function (GO): ATP binding; magnesium ion binding; ATPase-coupled intramembrane lipid carrier activity
Source: RefSeq, a predicted model, not a curated record